Sinocyclocheilus anshuiensis is the source of this 531-nucleotide messenger RNA. Its product is annotated as CMRF35-like molecule 1. The record is from RefSeq and is a predicted model, not a curated record. Gene Ontology annotation, molecular function: transmembrane signaling receptor activity. NCBI's taxonomy places the organism in Eukaryota, Metazoa, Chordata, Actinopteri, Cypriniformes, Cyprinidae. Bases 1 to 531 code for a protein of 176 amino acids. Gene Ontology annotation, cellular component: plasma membrane. The transcript has 7 exons.
AUGGCGCGGCGUGGCUCUGCGUCACCUAGAGGAAGAUACACACUGAAGGAUUCUGGAGAAGGAACCUUCACUGUGAACAUCACUGAUCUACAGGAGUCAGACUCUGGGAUUUACUGGUGCGGAGUGGAGAGAUUUGGUUUUGACUCAUAUCAGAAAGUCAGACUGAGAGUAUCUAAAGACUCAGACACAAACACAAACAGACCCACAACUCCUAAACCAGCAGCAAGUUCUCAAUCCCCCAUAACAAAAAGUUCAUUCUCUACAUCUUCAGCAUCUGGUGACAUCACAGCCUCAUCUUCAUCAACAGGAUUUAAAGGUCCUGUUCUUUCAUCCAGACAAGCAUUUAAUGAGAACGGUGCACAAUCUUCACUCUCCUCAGGUCCUCUGAUGUUCACAGCCGUCGGUCUGACUGUGAUGGUGAUUAUAUUUGGGGCGGUUCUCUGUAUAUGGAAUAAUCACAAGAAAAUCUCACACAGUUCCAGUGUUGAUGCUGAAAUCCAAGGCACCACAUAUACCACUGAGCGUCUGUGA